Molecule: messenger RNA, 2139 nt
Organism: Aspergillus bombycis
Lineage: Eukaryota; Fungi; Ascomycota; Eurotiomycetes; Eurotiales; Aspergillaceae
Product: fungal specific transcription factor domain-containing protein
Exons: 4
Coding region: 1-2139 (712 amino acids)
Biological process (GO): positive regulation of transcription by RNA polymerase II
Cellular component (GO): nucleus
Molecular function (GO): DNA-binding transcription factor activity; transcription cis-regulatory region binding
Source: RefSeq, a predicted model, not a curated record
AUGUCUUGGGCAGUUGCAGGACUUGUAGACGCCGGCAUGUUAGGGUUUUCGAAUGAAAUUCGAUGGGCGUCCUCUCGGAAACGUACAUCCGCCUACAUGGAGGCUGGCCCUAUCGCUAGGUUUGGGGUCAGGCAUCAUUUGUUAACGGGUACCUACACCUCCCGCGAAGAGGAUAGACGUUCGAUGACUGCUGCCCUCAGCAAGGAUCUGCUAUUGGGUUCUGUUGAUGCUUCCCUGGAGGAGAUUGAUACAAUGUCAAGAACCCCGUGCUUUCGAUCCGAACGGGAGGCAAGAAUUGGCCCUUUCGCUGUGCUUCAUAUUUCUGCCCCCUCCGGCAAAUCGCAAGACAUACAAGUCCCUUGUCUUACGGCAGAACCACCUACAGAUGAGAUUCCCAGCAUUCAGGUCUCCAAUGCGAGCGUUCCAACAGUUCUAGAUGUUUCCCCAGCUCCUGUAGAUUCCUUCCUGCAAUGGGACGACAUUCUCGACCUUGGUAGCGAGUUUCCGGCGCUUUCGGCCUACCAUGACUUAGAUUUUCAAUCUACAUUUGAUUGCACAACUUUGUUGCAUUUGAAUGGCCAUUUGACUGGCCAGACACCGAUAGCAUAUCCAACUUUUGACGACGAUGAAGGCUGUGACAUUUCUUCCGGAAACCCUGCGUAUCAACAGACCUUGACACAUCGAUCGUACAUAAAUGAUGAUAUAUUGAAGAAUGCCCCUGAAUUACUAAAGCAUUUCCAAAAAGGUGUUGUACCCCAGAUGACGGUUGUUCCUCUAAGCAAGAAGUCACCCUGGGAUAUUGUUAAUAUCCCAGCUGCGUUGCUUACACUGGGAGCAUUAACGAUAAUGAACUGCGAAACCGUUACUCAUGCGAGACAUGCGCAUUUAUACUCCCUCCUUGCAUGCUCUGCAAUCGACCUCGCGACAAAUCCUUCGAAGAACAAGUUGCGUUCUUCGCGAGAGUAUUGGGAAAAGCUUGCAGAGCGAUGUUAUGCGGAGGCAAAAAGUCACAUACGAAUAUCCUUGAGCGAGGAGACUGGAGGACCCAGAAAGGCCAAACUUAAAGACCAGUUGAUGGCUCUUUAUGGAAUGAUAAAAUUUACAGUAUUCUCCGGUCAACAUCGAGAUGCAAGGUGCUAUCUUGUCGACGCGGAGCGACUUCUGCGCGUACGGGGACUCCCAAAGCGCAAGAUUUCACGAAGAAUGCGUCUUCUGCUCAAUAUCUACACCUGGCUUCGGAUUUCAGGUGAAAGUACCUAUGUCCUCCAUGACUACACUCUAUCACCGUCAUCGCUAAGUACUUUCAAUCUACACUGCCAAUCGAAGAGGCCCACAGCAAGUGGAGAGCGGCCCAUACCAAGCUAUGCUCAGGGCGUUGAUCUAGAUGAUUUUCUACAUAUAGAAAGUCCCGACAACGACCUCAAUAUCGACGAACCAAAAUGCCGAAGAGCGGACAUCACAGAUAUCCACCUGCAGGACUCAAGAAAAUCGUCCGAGACUCUUAGUAAACAGGUUUACGGGAUACCAGAGAUUUGGCUUAGUUUGUUAUCACAAACUACCCGCCUCGCAAACAUCAUGGACACCCUGAGAAAUUCACAGAAUACAGAGAUCACGAUGAGUUGCAAUACAUAUCAAGCGUUACAGGACCGCGCCUCGCGCCUCGAGCGUGUGAUACAUGAUUAUACCGCGCGCGAAACAGAGUCAAAUCAUCGCAGCGAGCAAACAAUGCAUGACACGCUUAUCUUCCGAGCACUCAAUUCUGCCUUGAUUAUAUUUUUCCACAGACGUGUUCGACAGACAUAUCCAGCAGUCCUAGAAGGUGAAGUCGAGAAGGUUAUUACAUCUUUGCUUGCGUUUUAUAGAAGGCUGAAAGUGGGAGAUCCCCUGGGUCUAGGCACUCUCUGGCCCUUAUUUAUCGCGGGUUGCGAAGCCACAACCCACAAACAGCGUGAAUCUAUCCUAUACCUACUGGAAAGGGCAAAUCUCAUGAGCGGGCUUGCUCCCUAUAAGAUUGCAAGUGAUCUAGUAACAGAGGUGUGGAGAAGGCAGGAUGAACAGCUGACAGCUAGUCGGCAGGCGCCAUUGCCUAGUUGGAUUGACAUCUCAAAGGAACGAGCCAUAUGGCCAAUGUUCUGUUAA